Molecule: messenger RNA, 5918 nt
Organism: Terrapene triunguis (Three-toed box turtle)
Lineage: Eukaryota; Metazoa; Chordata; Testudines; Emydidae
Gene: CCP110
Product: centriolar coiled-coil protein 110
Exons: 15
Coding region: 131-3133 (1000 amino acids)
Biological process (GO): centriole replication; centrosome duplication; regulation of cytokinesis
Cellular component (GO): centriole
Source: RefSeq, a predicted model, not a curated record
GGUUGCCAGGAGCCCGCUGCUCUCUGGCGGGGAGCGCCGCGGCGCGCUCUGUGCAGGGAACCUGGGUGCGCUGGGCCCGCCAGCAACGUAUCCACGCUCCUUGGGGGCCUCGUAGCAGCACAAUAUUAAGAUGGAGGACUAUGAGAAGUUCUGUGAAAAGCAUCUUGCAAGGAUCCAAGGAGAGUCGAUUCAAAGGGAAACCUCUUCAUCUGCUCAUAAGAAUAUCUCACUUAUUAAAUUCCAUGGCAUUCCUGUGCUUUCACCUCUGCUGAGUCUUGAGAGAAAAAAGGAAAUGCACCAGGAUAAACAAAAAGCACUUGAUGUAGAGAUCUGGAAACAGAAUUCCAGGAAAAGAGCUUUACUGAAUCGUGUUCAGGAGAUCCUGGAAAAUGUGCAGGUCAGAAAGGUGUCUAGUAUGAGCGAUUUGGAUCAGUGGGAGCAUGAGAGUGGUCACUCUAAUUCAGAAUCAAAAGCCUCAAAUGGCUUCACAAUGCUAUCAAACAUCAAUUUGCCAAGUUCUAUUGCAUGCUAUGGUACUACAGACCUUGAAAAAACAUUGGAAAUUAUGCCAGCAGAUACUGUUAUCCAGGUUACAUCAAGUGGAAUAGACUCAGUUAGAGGCACAGAAGAACAUAUUCCUCCUGAACAAAGUGAGAGCAACCUCUCAGAAAACAUUGCUUGCCCAAAGGUUACAUCUCCUGAUAAAACACAAAAUAUGACUACUUCAAAUGCACAUGUAAACCAAGAGCAUAUGGAGGUGCCACCAGCUGGUGAGGAAGUACCUGAUCCUUAUGUAAUGAGUCUUCAAAACCUUCUGAAAAAGUCUAGGGAGUACAUAGAGAGAGAGCAAACCAGACGUAGCAUAAGAAGUAAUUCAAAAAGAAGUGUUAAUGAAAGUCAUUCUGAUAAAGAAAAUGACGCAGUUAAAACAAAUGUGUCUGGGAAAGAGAGAGCGAGGUUUACAGGCAGGAGUUGUACUCCUCUGACACUUGAUAAACCAAGUCUUAAUAAAUCAAAUAUUCUUCUCCAAGGUGCCUCUGCCCAAAUAAAUAGCGUGAGUACAUCAGCUUCACCCAGUUUUUCUAAAGUGGAUAUACCUACCAGAGCUGGAACACCCCCAGUUUUGGAUUCGGAUUCAGAUGAAGAAUUUAAAAAUAUCUCUACCUUUGAUCACGAUAGUAGUAUUGUCAGAAGCCUUACAGGUUCUUAUGCCAAAUUACCCAGCCCAGAGCCAAGUAUGAGCCCUAAAAUGCACCGAAGACGUCCAAGACCUUCAUCAAUGGGACACAUAGUUAUCAAUAACCCUGUGAAUGCCUAUGAAUUAAGCCCUAUAAACAAGGGAAGAGCAAUUGACUUGAUCAUACAAGAUGUUACUGACCAAACCAAUGCAUCUGAACCUGUGCCAAAAUUCACUGCUGACAUCACUGCAGUUUGUUCUAGCAAAGCUCAUGUCAACAAGAAUUCUUCAGAGACGUCAAAUCACAUGUGUCAGCAUUCCAUUAGUCAACUAGAGAGCAAAGGAAUGAUGGUGUCUUCCAUAAUGGAGGGAAAACUGGAUAGUAGAAGGCCAUACAAAAUGGACAGUACUACUUGUACUGCAACUCCAAAAUUGCAUGAGUCGUAUGCAGUCAGUCAGUCGAUGGUGACUCAAAAGCUCGUAACUAUGAAUGGAAUCAAGCCAGAUAGUUUAUUAGAAAAGACCAAAAGUAAUUCACCCGUGGAACUCAAUAAAUCUUAUGAUGUAGAAAAUCCAUCUCCAUUACUGAUGCAAAGCCAGAAUAAGCAUCAGCAAAUGGAUACUCCAAAUGUUUCUUCUGGAAAUGAACAUUUUGUAGAAAAUGGUUUCGAAAAAGUGAAACGUAGGCUUGAUUUGGAUAUUGAUAGCUCACAGAAAGAGAACAACCCAUAUGUUUUAACAGAUGGAACAGAAGAACAAGAGAAGUGGAGGUUGCAAGAGCGAAGAUGCCCCAUAGGAUCUGUUUAUGAUAACAAGAAUGAAACCUCAGGCAGUAGUACCAACGAAGAAGAGAUUUUGAAAAAUAAACUCUUGGCUUUUGAAGAAAUGAGAAAGAGACUUGAAGAGCAGCAUGCACAACAACUAUCAGUACUGAUAGCUGAACAAGAGAGAGAACAGGAGAGAUUGCAGAAGACUUUUAAUCUGCAGGAGAUAGAAGAGCAGGAGAGAAGGUUAAAAGGAAAGAAGAGUGCUACAGCAGACAUAGAAAUACCCAAAAUGACCAUUAGCAGUGGGAUGGAACUGCAGUGGAGAAAAAUAAGCGAAAGUGGCUUGUUGGAAACAAUGCUGACUCAAGUGGAGACAAUCCAUAACACAAACUCGAACAGCACUGGUAAAAGUUUUGCCAACACUACCAUGCCCAGUAGUUUUGGUUCAACAAAUGAAGCUCCAUUCUACCUCUGGGGACCAUCUGGUAGUGGAAUGUCAAAAAUAUCAGCAUCCAGGCUUAUUAGGGCCAAAACCAGGUGGUCUCAGGCCUUCAAUCCAGAGAUGCAAGUGAAGUUCAGUAAGAUCACUGCCUUGGCAAAGGGAUUUCUGACUCGUAGGCUCAUGCAAACAGAAAAAUUGAAAUAUCUUAGGCAAACUGUAAAAGAUACUAUGGAGUUCAUAAAAAAUUUUCAGUCUGAAGCUCCCUUAAAGAGAGGAACUGUUUCGGCGCAAGAUGCAUCCCUACAAGAAAGAGUGAUGGCUCAACUGCGAGCUGCGCUGUAUGACAUCCAUGAUAUAUUCUUUAUAAUGGAAGUAUCUGAAAGAAUGAAUAUUCUGCGUCAUGAUCGUGAAGUUCGCAAAGAGAAAAUGCUGAGGCAAAUGGCUAAAAUAAAGACUCCACGAGAGAGGGUGACACUUUCAACAGCUACACAGAAGUCUCUGGAUAGGAAGAAGUACAUGAAAGCUGCAGAAAUGGGAAUGCCAAAUAAAAAAUUAAUCAUAAAACAAAAUACUCCUGAAGCAAGAGUACUUCAGCCAAAUCAAGGACAAAAUACUCCAGUUCAUAGGCUUCUUUGCAGGCAAGGAACCCCUAAGACCUCAAUGAAGGGGGUUGAGCAAAAUAGAAAGAAGUCCUCAGAGAGCAGAGUGCCUAACAAGGCAACUUCAGUUAUAGGUGUUUUGGAGUAGCAGGAAAGCAAGGGGAACACUUACUGAGGAAGAAAAUGCUAUAAUGUAUAGUUAUUUACAAGCCUUUUUACAACUCGAAUAACCUGUUUUAUUCAUACAUUUUAAGGUAUUUGAGAGAGAGAAUAAAUUAUGAAAAUAUUAAUUUUUAAAUACAUCUAUUUAAAAGCAUAUUUGAACAAGUUUGUGUAUUCCUGUCUUUAAAAUUUUGGGUUUUUAUUGGACAAUUCUUUUAUAAAAAGAACAGUCACAAUCACAGAAUGUUAACUUUAUGUUUCUGCUUUAUUUUUAGGAGUAUAUGCAGGAAGAAUCCAAAGAAAGAAGCCAAAUGUUGUGACAAUUUAAGACGACAGCACUCGCUCGGAUAAAAAAAAAAAAAAAGCUAUUUUAAUGCAAUAGUCUCUUCAGCAUUGGUUCAGAUCUUGCAUCUCCUAUAUGUAUGCUGUGAAUUGACAAAUGUACACAUUUAACAUAUUUUGCAUAUUUUAAGGACAUACAGUAGGUUUUUAUGGAAUGAUGUUAAAGUAAUGGAGAGGGCUACAAAUAAGUUCAGUUCUUAUACUCAUGAAAACAAAUUGCAUGUUACAAACCUGUUAGGUAUUCAGAUUACUGCAUACAUAUGUCCACAUUCAAAAUGCUCUGCUGUAGAGAAGAAUAUAGUGCAACAUUGUUUAUUUCUAUCUUUUUGCCAUCUCUGACUUAUUCUUGUAUAUGUCAUGCACUUUUUUGUACUAUAGGAAAUAUAUUUACAAUUGCAGUUCAUACACAUUAGUCUGUAUAACUGAUUUCCUAUGUGUACAUAUUUUAGCCUUUUACCAUAAAAUUAGAGAAGUAGAAAAGAUAAUUUAUUCAACUGUAACAAUACUGUGCGUUUUUCCUCUGUGUAUUUGUUUGAGAGCAGCAUCGCUGGGUGUAUCAUUACAUAUGAGUGUGCUAACCUCUCAAUUUAAAUACUAAUGACUGAUAUUGUUACACUCAUUUCUGUUGACUGUUUGCAGACAUGGAUCUGAGUUAAUUGCUGGCAUAAAUGUGCAAUUCUAUUUACAUGAAUGAAGUCCCACCUGUUCUCACGGGUGGUGAAUUUAGGCCACUAUGAUGAAACAUUCCAGGCAAUUUUUCCUCCAUACUGUUCACUGCAUUUUCUAAUUCCAAACUACAUUUUGAUCAAGAUGAAGUAUAAUUAAGAUGUAGCAAUUCUAUGACACUGUACAAGAGUUCCAGAAGGAAAGACUUUAAUUGUCCUCAGCAAUCAUACAGAUGACUGUUUCACACCAUUGUGUGUCUUAAGGUUUUAUUUUUGACAUUCCUAGAACUACUUUACUGUCUAAACAAGUAACUUGGAACAGUUUUUUAUAAAAAAUAAUACUGUCAUCAGUAACAGAUCCAAGCACUGAAGCCAUGCUUCCAUGUUCUGAGUCCCUAAAACUUUGCAAGACUUAACCUCCAAAACACAUGCUCCUGUUUGCCCCUGUCUUUUUGGCUAUUUCAGCCAUUAUGUAUGAAUAUGCUUCUUUAAAAAGAGGCUGCUUAGUAAUUUUAAUCUUGAUAAUGAGCUUCUUUGAAUCUUUCCUUGGUUUUCAAAUAAAAUAGAGAAAAUCUUGCCCCUGUGUAUAUCCAUCCUUAAAGGCAGGUAUUAUUCAGUCAAUAGCAUACUUCUGUAUCCCCACAGCUUUAAGGGUGGUAGAGAGGAGGACUGUUUAAACAAAAUAAAGGGUACGUAUUUAAUGAAAAUGUCAAAUUUUACUGUUUCACUAGUAUAAAUUUGCUAUAACUCUUAACUUUGGUGGAGUUAAUCCAGGUGGACAUUGGUAUAACAGCAGACUUGACCCAAAAUAUUAUCAAUAUUCAUUAAAUAUCUCAAUAUAAAAAUUAAAUAGGUGGAAGGAAAAAUGCCUUAAUACAAAAAUGCAUGUAUGAAUUAACAGAACUUGUUUGGGGAUGGCCUUAAACCUACAAGUUAUGGUUUGCAUCUACAAAUCAGUACCUUAUCCUGUACCUUUUGUUGCAUUAUUAUAAGCAAAUGUUACUUAUCAUGCAGUAUUUUAAACUGAGCCAGACAUGUACUUGAAAAAGAGGCAAUACUAAUAUGAAGAAAUAUUUAGAGGAGUAACAGAGUACUCAGUGGUUGUGUACUGUGGUCCUAUUUGAAGGCUCUGAGGCAGAUCCUCAGCUGGUGUUAAUUUACACCAGCUGAAGACCUGCACUUCUCUGUUUAAACACUAUUAUUCUUUAGUUUCCCACCAUAAUACAAAGAUUUAUUAUGAUAAUCUGAAUUUCUUGGAUUCCUAGUCAUUUUCAAAACUUUAUUUUUGUUCUUAAAUUUUGCAUUACUCUACUGUUAGUCUUUUAGAGGAAAACAUUUCAGGAAUAACAACGUUAGAAUGACAAGUGAAAUGCAUCAUAUUUUAUUAAGAAUUCUAGACUACCUUGCAGGUGGUAACGUUAGACUAGCUUACUUCCUGUUGUAUGUUAGUGCUAAAAUUGAUUGUAGAUGUUUUCUGUACUGUUAAUUGGCAUUUGAGGCAAUACAUAAAAAGUAGGCUUAGUCUAAAUAUUUAAAAAAUGAAUGUUCAACUUUUGUUCAGGUUUCUUAACUAAACCUUUUUUACUUUAAGAAUGUUUCAAAGUUUGUGUACUAAAAUAUCAUAGCAAAAUUUUUUUAACUUUCAUAAGGCCUUCUUGACAAGUGCCAGAAUUUUUUUGUAAUUUGAUAUAUUUUGUAUUUAUUUAUACAUAUUUAAUUUUCAAUUCACUUUAUUUUUGUGGAAUGUAAUGUCAUUAUUAUGAA